AUGGAGUAUCAGUUAUUACAUUUUAUAAUGAAGCAUAUGGCCGGUGAAAAUAUUUAUCCUGAUGAAGCUUAUUCUGGUGAAAUUAAUUCCGAUGAAAUUUAUUCCGAUGAAAUUUAUUCCGAUAAAAUUUACUCUGAUUUAGCAAACGAAUUAAUUUUGUUUAACUCUAUUGUAAAAGAAUCAACUUAG
Messenger RNA from Cetraspora pellucida, 189 nucleotides. The record is from the annotation of a GenBank genome assembly. NCBI's taxonomy places the organism in Eukaryota, Fungi, Glomeromycota, Glomeromycetes, Diversisporales, Gigasporaceae.